This is a messenger RNA of Penicillium expansum, 927 nucleotides long. RefSeq names its product lipase family protein. The record is from RefSeq and is a predicted model, not a curated record. The transcript has 3 exons. Gene Ontology annotation, biological process: lipid metabolic process. Lineage: Eukaryota; Fungi; Ascomycota; Eurotiomycetes; Eurotiales; Aspergillaceae. The coding region runs from base 1 to 927 and encodes 308 amino acids.
AUGGUUGGGUCAAUGAUAUGUCGUGUGCUGGCAGUACUAUCACUCAGCCUGACAACAAUUGCAACUCCUGUCCAACUAGCUCGCCGGGCAAUCUCAAGCGAGCUACUAGAACGAUUUACUCUGUUCUCCCAAUUUGCUAGUCUAUCGGCCUGUGACCAAAACAUCAACAACACGGGUCAAAGUUUGACUUGUGACUACGGCACCUGUGAACUUGUAGCAGCUGACAACACGACGGUGAUCAACACAUUCCACAGCGAUCACGGCCCGACAGGCUACAUCGCGCUAGACCAUACACGGCAACUGAUCGUCUUAACAUUCCGUGGAACUGUAUCGGAAAGCGACGGCAAAACAGAUCUCGAUAUCGUUCUCACCCCGAUUGACGACGUGUGCACCGGGUGUAAAGCCCACCAUGGGUUCUGGAUUUACUGGAGUGAUGUAGCCAGCCAGGCGACGACCCAGCUUCGCGAUGCAACCACCGCUUAUCCGGGCUAUAGGCUGAGUGUUGUAGGACACAGUCUGGGUGGUGGUAUUGCAGCGCUAGCAGGGACUGUUCUUCGAACACAAGGGUUCACUCUGGACAUUUGGACAUUCGGAGGCCCGAAACCAGGAAACAUGAAGCUGGCCGAGUUCAUCACCAACCAACAAGCGCCGAACAGCAUCUACCGAGCCACGCAUACUACAGACCCCAUCCCGAAAGUACCGCUCAACUUACCGUUCUUGGAUUGGAGCCAGCCUUCCCCUGAAUACUGGAUUACUCAGGAGACUGGAGUGCAGGUCACCACUGAUGGUGUGGAGUAUAUUGGAGGAAUCAAUAGCAAGGCGGGGAAUGCUGGCUCGGCUCGGGAUUUGAGGUGGCCGAAUCCUAAUCAUGGAUGGUAUUUUGGGAAUAUGAGCCGCUGUGCGAAGGCAUCAGAUGCAUCAUCGUGA